Messenger RNA from Vitis riparia (riverbank grape), 1876 nucleotides. Its product is annotated as protein SHORT-ROOT-like. Gene Ontology annotation, molecular function: DNA-binding transcription factor activity; sequence-specific DNA binding. Gene Ontology annotation, biological process: regulation of DNA-templated transcription. The transcript has a single exon. The record is from RefSeq and is a predicted model, not a curated record. Bases 66 to 1376 code for a protein of 436 amino acids. Lineage: Eukaryota; Viridiplantae; Streptophyta; Magnoliopsida; Vitales; Vitaceae. Gene Ontology annotation, cellular component: nucleus.
AGCUUUGCAAAGGUAUAGUCUAGCGAGUCAUGCCCUCAGAGUCAAAUUGAGGGGCUCCAUCACUCAUGGACAGAACUCUCUUCACUCCAAAGGGGACAUACUUCUUCCACCACCCUACCCAGCAAAGCAAUGGUACUCAGCCAGACAUGCAAAGCAGCAACAAUCAACCCCAGACCAGUCACACGUCUACUAGCCGGUCUUCCGACUCCGGUGAGCCUUGCGUCACAGGGAAAUGGGCGUCGAGCCUUCUAAAGGAGUGUGCCCGGGCCAUAUCGGACAAGGACUCUAGCAGGAUUCAUCACCUGCUAUGGAUGCUUAACGAGCUGGCUUCCCCUUAUGGAGAUUGUGAUCAGAAGUUGGCUUCCUAUUUCUUGCAAGCGCUGUUUUGUAAGGCGACGGAGUCCGGCCAUCGCUGCUACAAAACCCUAAGUUCAGUGGCGGAGAAGAGCCAUUCGUUUGAUUCUGCCAGGAAGUUGAUACUCAAGUUCCAAGAGGUGAGUCCAUGGACAACUUUUGGGCAUGUAGCUUCAAAUGGGGCUAUCUUGGAGGCCUUAGAAGGGGAGACCAAGCUUCAUAUAAUUGAUAUAAGCAACACGCUAUGCACUCAAUGGCCCACUUUGCUAGAAGCCUUGGCGACUAGAAACGAUGAGACGCCGCGCCUAAAGCUCACUGUCGUGGUAACGGCGAGCCUCGUGAGGUCGGUGAUGAAGGAGAUAGGGCAAAGAAUGGAGAAAUUUGCUAGGUUAAUGGGAGUACCGUUCGAGUUUCAAGUGAUAAGUGGGGUGAAUCAUUUAGGAGAGCUUACAAAGGAGGGGCUAGGCGUUCGAGACGAUGAGGCGGUGGCGGUGAAUUGCAUCGGGGCCUUGAGGAGGGUUGAGGUGGAGGAAAGGAGAAGAGUAAUUCAGACGCUGCAGUCUCUUGGGCCUAGGGUUGUGACAGUGGUUGAGGAAGAAGCUGAUUUUUCAAGCUCAAGAAAUGACUUUGUCAAGUGCUUUGAAGAGUGCCUUAGAUUUUACACAUUAUAUUUUGAGAUGCUGGAGGAGAGCUUUGUGCCAACUAGUAAUGAGAGGUUGAUGCUGGAGAGGGAGUGCUCAAGGAGCAUAGUUAGGGUUUUGGCCUGCGACGACAUCGAAGAUGACACCGGAGAAGACUGCGAGAGAAGGGAGAAAGGCAUCCAGUGGUCUGAGGGGCUCAAGGAGGCAUUUUCACCAUUAGGGUUUAGCGAGGAUGUGGUGGACGACGUCAAGGCGCUGCUCAAGCGGUAUCGGUCCGGUUGGGCACUUGUGCCACCUCAACAAGGAGAAAAUCAUCAGCUGGGAAUCUACUUGACAUGGAAGGAUGAACCAGUAGUAUGGGCUUCAGCUUGGAAACCCUAAUUUUGUUCUUCUCAAAGGAGAAUGGCCCUUAAAGCUAAGGGGACAGAACAGUACACCACUUCAACAGUACUAGCCAUCAAGCACUGAUCAAGCUAAUUUGGCUUUAUGGCUUUCUUUAGCUUUGGUGGGGGUGGGGGUGCAGCCAUGAAAAUAUAUUGAGUUUGAUCCACGAUCCCAUCAUCAUCUUCUUCCACCUUUGAUCAUCAUAUCAGUCAUGCAUACUUUGUAUUUUAUUUUAUGUCCAACUUUUCUUUCUUUAUGUGCUUUAUGCUUGGGAGUUUGUGUUUCUUCCUUUUCCCCUUUCUUUCAGUGUUCUUGUUUGAAGGUGUUUGCACUUGUGCUUUCGUUUACAAAUUCCAUUUCCCAUUUCCCAUUUGGACUGCUUCCUCUUGUUUCCCUUUUCCCUCUCAUAUCCCUUAUAUAUAGUCUCCUUUUCUAAGUGGGUGACUACUCAUCCUUGUAUGAUCUAAAGUGAAACAUAGAUAAAGUAAUGCAUCAAA